AUGACCAUAGACACAGCGGUAGUUGUUCCUACACCUAAAGAUGCAGCAGAGACGGAUGAAGUUGAAAAAGAACCAAAGGUAGUGAGUCCAGAACUGAAUAAGCCUGGUACUAGUUCACAACCUACCAUGAGUGAGCGGCAAUCGAAAAAUUUUGAACAAUUGUUAGAUGAUGUCAGAUGUCCACUUUAUCCUGGUUGCGAAAAAUUCUCUAAGCUUUCAUUUAUAGUUAAGCUACUCCAUAUCAAAACUAUUGGUGGGUGGACUAUCAAGUCAUUUAACAUGGUUUUACAGUUGUUAAAAUCAGCUUUCCCAGACAUUCAGUUGCCAAACUCAUACCAUGAGGCUCAAUGCUUAGAGCAUGGGUUGGGUUUUAGUUAUGUGAAGAUAAACGCUUGCCCAAAUGACUGCAUGCUAUUUUGGAAAGAUGAUGUUGAUAAAGAAAGUUGUUCUAAAUGCAACGAGUCAAGAUGGGUGUCCAGUAGAAGAAAAAAGGGGAGGAUUCCCCAAAAGGUAUUGCGAUACUUCCCUCUGAAACCUCGACAAUUUGAUAAAGACUACACCCAUUUUGCAGAAGAUGCUCGGAAUGUGAGAUUGGGGCUAGCCAGUGAUGGAUUCAAUCCAUUCAACAAUAUGAGUAAACCUUAUAGCAUUUGGCCUGUGAUACUCGUGCUAUACAACUUGCCUCCUUGGUUGUGCAUGAAAGAUCCGUACUUAAUACUCUCCUUACUCAUACCUGGGCCCAAAGCACUGGGAAACGACAUAGAUGUUUAUUUGCAACCUAUAGGGAAUGGCUUAAAAGAAUUAUGGGAGGAUGGCAUAGAUACCUAUGAUGCAUCAAAGCGUGAAAAUUUCCAGUUAUAUGCUGCACUAUUAUGGACAAUUAAUGAUUUUCCCGCAUAUGCCAAUCUUUCUGGGUGGAGCACAAAAGGAAAGAUGGCUUGCCCAUUAUGCAAUGUAGACACAGAUUCAAAGUGGUUGAAACAUGGGAGGAAGCAUUGUUAUAUAGGUCAUCAUCACUUCUUGCCAUCCAUGCAUGCUUGGAGAGAGAAAAAGGCUGCAUUCAAUGGAUGUGAGGAUCAUCGCUUGCCACCUCCAGAUCUAGUAGGAUAUGAUGUACUCCAUCAACUAGAGCAGAUUGGUAACAUUGAAUUUGGCAAAGGCUCUCAAAAGAGAAAACGCACACCAUCUGAAUUGAACUGGACAAAACAAAGUAUAUUCUUCCAUUUACCUUACUGGUCCAUGUUACCAUUAAGACAUAAUCUUGAUGUCAUGCACAUUGAAGAAAAUAUUUGCGACAAUGUCUUAGGAACAGUGAUGGAUAUUGAAGGAAAAACCAAAGAUACAGCUAAUGCAUGUAGGGAUUUGAUGGAGCUUGGGUUAAGGAAGGAAUUACAUUUACAACCUUCGGCAAAUGGGUACUCCAUGGUGCUUGGCUCCUACACAUUGGAUAUCGAUCAGAUGAGACAUUUCUGUGAAUGGCUUGCAUCUAUUAAAUUUCCCGAUGGUUUUGCCUCGAACAUCUCUAGAUGUGUUUCAGUUGCUGAUGGAAAGAUAUCAGGAAUGAAAAGUCAUGACUGUCAUGUGUUCAUGCAAAGAUUACUUCCGGUUGCAAUUGGGGGGUUUUUACGAUCUGAUAUUCGUCUUGCAUUGAUCUAG
Carya illinoinensis is the source of this 1656-nucleotide messenger RNA. RefSeq lists its product as uncharacterized. The record is from RefSeq and is a predicted model, not a curated record. Bases 1 to 1656 code for a protein of 551 amino acids. NCBI's taxonomy places the organism in Eukaryota, Viridiplantae, Streptophyta, Magnoliopsida, Fagales, Juglandaceae. The transcript has 3 exons.